Messenger RNA from Symsagittifera roscoffensis, 2537 nucleotides. Its product is annotated as serine-aspartate repeat-containing protein F-like. The record is from RefSeq and is a predicted model, not a curated record. The transcript is spliced from 3 exons. Lineage: Eukaryota; Metazoa; Xenacoelomorpha; Acoela; Convolutidae. Bases 1 to 2487 code for a protein of 828 amino acids.
AUGUGUUUUAAAAUUUAUAGAAUAUAUUGCAGUUUCCUUUUAUUCAGAGCAGAUUUGUCCAAUACAUUGAACAGGAAGAAUUCGCAUGACAAAACCACCACUUCUGCAUUCAAGUUUCUUGACGAAGAUGCCUCAAGGGCGAAGCAGUCACAGUCACAGUCAGAAGUUGUUGGCAAAUCUCCGGAGCCAACUUCGAAUCAAGUGAACUAUAACAUACAGGGCAGUCAGCCGCUAAAUAACGAGAUCGAAAAUGGGUCACCCUCUGCAGAUUUGGGACAGACACAAACAAUGACGAGAGAUGACGAGAGAAUGGACGAAAUCAUUGAGAACUACAAUUCGGAAGGAAACCCAAUGUCAGCGGGUGUUUCGCCCCAGGAGACAGAACGAUUAGACAAUAUGCAAAGAGGUGGAAUUGAAGCAGAGCCAGAUAAACCAAAGGGUAAUGGUUCCGGAGAAGUUGCUAUGCAGCGAUUGGAAAGUGUGGAUCCGAUAGAAGACCCGGAGCAGAGUUCGGCUUCUAGGAGUUUUGAACCGGGUGACUCGGAAGAAAGAGGCGCCAGCAGAGAAGCAGUAUCAAAUGAUCCAAUUGUUGUCAGUAUAUCACAGGAAGUUCCUGAUGAUGAAAAUCAGGAACAGACUGAAGUUGCUGAAGAGAAAACAGGAGCAUCCGACGGUGCUGCUAAAUUGGCAGAAAAUGACAAGUCACUGGGCAUUAUGAACAGCACUCAGAUUGCGGCACCGAAAGAUAAUAGCGGUAGCUUAGAUAACAGCGAUAACGGAAACUCAGAGAGAGUCAUGCAUAGUAAUAUGAUCGGGUUGCCGAAAGACGAAAGCAAGAGUAAUGAUGCGAGCGAACAUCAAAAUUCUAUUCGGGUGAUGGACAGCAGGAUGAUAGGAGCUCCCAAGGAUGAUGGGAGUCGAAGCAUUGACGCGGCCAGUCAAAAUGCUAAUUCUGCUCGUGUCAUGGACAGUACUCUAGUGGCUGGACCCAAAGAUUACAGUCGAAGCCUGGAUGCCAGUGACAAUAGUAGGAAUUCAGAAAAAGUUGUACAUAGUAACCUUGUCGGUCCCAGAGACGAUGAAAAUAGCACAGGGGUUAGUGAGAAUCCUAACUCUAUGAAAGUCAUGGAUAGCACAAUGAUUGGCGCUCCAAAAGAGGAUAGCCGAAGUAUGGAGGCUCCAAGUGAUAAUGCUAAUUCGGCUCGAGUUAUGGAUAGUAGAAUGGUUAUUGCUCCCAAAGAUGGCAGCGGGAGCUUAGACGAUAGCGGUCAUGGAGAGUCAAGCAGUAAAGCCGAACCGCAACGAGGCUUAGAACACGAGAAUGCUCAGGAAAAUGGAGAGACAAAGGCAGUGAAUGGGGAGGCAAUGGCAACUGCAGACAACACAAUCAACAUAGUCAGUACACCGGCAAAUGAGACUAUGGAUAGAACAGCAGAUGAAAGUGCUCAAGGUCCCGCAAGCAAAUCGCGACUCACUGGUCUCGAUGAAUCAGGAGUCAAAGUAGGCUCAGAGGGUUCUGUUGAAUACCACGAAACAGUACCAGAAUCGAAACAAAAUCAAGGCGCAGCCAUAAAGGAACACCCAGACAGUGAGAGGAAAGACUCAGAAAAGUCAACUGGCAAAAACGUGCCAUUUGUUGGCGUGCCCUCACAUGAAAGCAAUGCGGACGCCCCAAAUCAUUCAGAAGGAAAUUCGGAGAUGGAAGAAGAGAACAAGGAUACGACGACGGAAGAUGAACAGAAACUGUCGCAAGACGUCAUUGCGUCACCUAACGAGUUACCGCCUAUUGCGGAGACUUCGCGGGAACCGCUGAACUCAUCGGUGACUGAAAACACCGAACGGCUUUCGGACAGUCGAAUCCACAAGAGUGGAAGUCAGUUUGAAACAGAAGCUGGAACUGCUGGCAGUGAUCAAAAGAAAGAAAAUGAAGCGGAGAGGUCGGGACUCGAACCGCCGGCGACUGGUUCUUUGAAAGGAGAUAGAUCAGAUGCUGACGCCGAUGCAAGAACUACUGGUUCGAGAGAGACUAUGGGGAGUUUAAAGAAGCAUAAAUCAAAGGGCGCUCGCAAUUCUGUUACUGUGAAUCCUCCGUUGCAGAUCGUAGACAAUACAGUAGUAGAAAAAGAAGAAGUUUCCGAAAGUCAGGCCAAUAAAGACUCAGUGGUGCCCCACGAAGAGGGGAAGACGUUUGACACCGAGGAUCCCAAGCAAGUCAAACCGAAUACAGAGUGCCUGAAAGACGCAGAAGGAAAGGAACAGAAAGAGGAGAGUAAACCACAAGCGAAGAGUUUACACGAUGCUGAGGCUGAUGCUGCAAAUUUGUCGGCACUGGCUGGAAAUAAAACAGCGCCUCCGGUUGUUGCCGACGAGUCCAAAGGUGACGUAGGAGCAGAUACGGAUGUGGAUGAGAUAAACAAGAAUAUUUCCGGUGACAACAUGGAAGGAGAUGUUAAGGCACCAACUACAGCUUGUUGCAUUCUGCUGUAAAAAUACUGACCAAUUGUCAAAUUUAACGAAGAAUGGAUGUCACAUAAAAG